This is a messenger RNA of Cooperia oncophora, 1605 nucleotides long. Lineage: Eukaryota; Metazoa; Nematoda; Chromadorea; Rhabditida; Trichostrongylidae. The record is from the annotation of a GenBank genome assembly.
AUGGGUAUCAAUAGCCUUCUCGAGCAGGCCGAAGCUGUCCCUGUCAAGCUCGCGAAUGGCAGCUCCAACGACAUCAUGGCGUCCAUGGGAUUCUUAUUUAAAAAGGUUAAUCCCUCUGUUUUGGAUCCACAUGGAGAACACUCUUGUUUCCUUGUUGAUUGUUGCCUUCAUCCCUGCCUCGAGAACAGCAAAAAGACGGGUGGUGUUACAAAAGAUGUUAUUUUAUAUUCAACUGUGAUAAAAAGGAUCCUUACAAUUAUACAAGAUUUUUCAUAUAGUUUAAAAGCAGAAAGUCAACAACUUGUUAUUGACUACGUCUUUCGGUCGUGGGACUUCACGGCCGAAGUGGUAAGCGAUAUAAUAUUAUUUGAUCUCGUGGAAUCCCCGUAUCGAUGGCCUACACAUGUGAAUUUUACAUUGUCUUGCUUAUCUUCCGAAGUAAGCGACGUCAGAAAUGCUGUCAAGGACCGAUUGUUUCCUAAAUUAAUUAGAACAAAGCUACUCAAAGAGGAGUUUUUGCCACUAGUUAUAGAGCAAAUGAAAGCAUCCUCAGCCGGACACACCCAUUUUUCUGAUGAUGAUCUACAACUUAUUCGAGUGUUUGUAACGACAAACAUGGUUGAACAAACACCAGCAAUACGACAGAAAAUCCUUGCAGGGCUGAGGAAGGUCUCUUUUGAAACAUUCACUACAGCAUUACCGCAAAUUUCCCUCUUUAUCAGUUUACAUUCUCAUAGCGUUUCUUUGCCGAUGGCUGAGACGAGUGAGCAGAUCUUGAAAGGGAGAGGCGGUGAUAUCGGACAAGUUGAGAGAUACAACGAUUUUAUCAGGACUAUCUUACAACUGUCGUUUGAAUCUCUGUCACCUGGAGCUAACUUUUGUCGACGUAUCAUGGCCCUGUCCAUUCUGCAGUGUUUUUACGUUGAGGACACAAUGCGGCCACAUGGGAAAACAAUGUUCUUUGAUCAGCUUACUCUAACGAAAACUAUAACGCCUCAUCAGUUCGCUGCAUUGGUUUCCUGUCUCGAUGAUUCCUUCCAGUUGUGUCAGAUAUCAGCUUUGGAAAUUCUCAAAAAACUCCCUGUUGUGGAAGGAUUUGACUUCCACGCUUUCAAAUGUGGAAACUGUAGAGAUGUGAUGGAUCGAUUCGCUCCCGCCACAAUUAACAUUAGCGAUUGGUGUAUAGAAUGCAGCUCGGAACUUCAACAGUGGUGGAUACCGUUCUUACAGAAGCGUCUGAUUCCUCUAUGCUUCGAUGUGGCUGCAGUGGUGACACCAGUGGUACACUCAAUGUCGCCCGAGGGCUAUAUUCCAGAAGAAGCACUGGAGAAAAAUGGGUCCAAUUCUGCAACGAGCGGAGAUUGCGUUCAGAUGGCGGGCGAGGUGUCGCAACUACUACUGGUUUGUUGCUGGAGGGCUCAUAAACACGUAUCGGCAAUUCUUGCGUGGGCAGUGGUGGAGUGCUGCCCACAUUCCAUGCUCACAUCUGAAGAUGUUUGUCGCAUUGGCGAUUUUUAUUGGUUGCAGCUUACAGAAUGCAAACAUUGCGGAGCCUUCGAAACCGCAGUGGAAGGGUCUGUUUUAGGUUUCUUUGCAUGGGUGUGA